This is a messenger RNA of Zingiber officinale, 4046 nucleotides long. RefSeq names its product helicase-like transcription factor CHR28. Gene Ontology annotation, molecular function: ATP-dependent chromatin remodeler activity; metal ion binding; ATP binding. Lineage: Eukaryota; Viridiplantae; Streptophyta; Magnoliopsida; Zingiberales; Zingiberaceae. The transcript has 13 exons. The record is from RefSeq and is a predicted model, not a curated record. The coding region runs from base 992 to 3805 and encodes 937 amino acids.
GGACAGUGCCGAAUCUUCUCCUCUUUGUUCGCGUCUUCUUCCUCGCGCGGCUAGGGCAAGCGAUUUUCCCCAUCACCUCCGGUCGGCAACAUUUUCCUUCAUCGCCGCUGGCCGGCUCUCACAGUCCCCUCUUCUCUGCUUCUUUCUACCAAGGCUAGGGCUCGGUAUUUUUCGACUGCUCGUGUUUUCUUCUCCCGACGCCCCCAAGCUUCCGCUUCUCCGAUCUGCUCAAGCCAGCGACGAAUGACAACUCCGGAGGCUCCUGUGAGCGGAGACGACUUCUACUAGGGUUUUUCUUCUCCAAUGGAGCAUUCUGCGCCGGUGUAGUGAGUCUCUUUGCUCCAGAUUCGUGAUAAAAGAGCGGCAGCACCUAAUUAGGGCUUCUUGGUGGUGGGGCGUUCUUCUCUGGCAAGCACUCCUCUCAUCCCUUCCUCAGUGGAGAUUUACCUGCGGACGACGUUCCAAAAGCAUAGGGUUCCACAGAGGAAGCCGGUUGUUCCUUCUUCUCCGACGAGUUUCAUCUCUCUAAAUUCAUCACUAUGCUGUGGUGGAGCUUUCACCUGUAGACGACAUUCCAGAAGCAGUGACCAUCCAUCUCAAAGCAGUGACCAUUCAAUUCCGGCAGAAGCGAAUUUGUGUGUCAAUUUCCAGCCAAUCAGAGGUUAAUCGUUGAGUUGUUUCCACCAGUGAAGGCGUUCCAGAUCUGGGCCCUUCGUGUGACAGAGAAGGCUGCUUUUUUGACUUUCUAUUGGUCCUUCCAACUUUGACUCUUCAUGGAAUUUUAUGAAGUCCAACUGUCCCUUUAGAUGCUUCAUUCUGAAAUAAUUGUUCCACAUUAACUGGAGUUGAUGCAGCACUGUUUAACUGUGGAUCUAAGGGAGACAUUUGUACUUCAUUUCUAUGAGUUUGGAGUCUUUAAAAAAUUAGAACAACAGAGAGCCAAUCUUUAAGUUCUGUUGUGGGAACUGCAAAUUGAACACUUGCUUUGUCUAUGGAUGUCAUUGAGAUCGAGUCAUCUACUAGUGAAGAUGGUUCCUUUGAUUUUGGAUUAUCAGACACAUCUUUAAUUGACGAAGCUGAGGAUCAACAGGUAAAUAGUGCACAAAGUUUCACCACAGGGAAUAACCAUUCUAUAGACAGAACUGAACUACAAGGUGUAUCAGGCAUGCUAGAUACAAGUCAGUCUUAUAAAAAAGAGCCAGUGCGUUCUUUUACAAGACCAAAUUUUGAUAGUAGGAUGGAAACUAAGAGAAAUGGUGAGACUACAAAAGGUGAAAAUAGUGUAAUUGGGCCUUCAUCUUUUGCUGGAGGAAAUUCAAUCAAUGCUUUGACUAGGUUUAAAGCAUCACAGUCUGUGGAUGAGAAGUUCCGCAAAUUGCCAAACACUUUAAUGGAGAGUAGAGACAUUAUACAUGGAGCUACCACGAAUUGGAUGCAGCCCUCAUCCCUGGUUCAUGGAAAAUCUAUCAGCAGUUUGCAUUCAGCUAGCACCAGUGAAGUACAAAAGCACUUGGGCAUAGGAGGUGAUAGGCACAUAGAGCGUGAUGAAAGGCAUAUAUAUCAGGAAGCUUUGCAGAAUCUUGGUCAACCACGGCUAGAGGAUGACCUGCCUCAGGGUCUUUUGGCUGUUCCUCUUUUUAAGCAUCAGAAAAUAGCCUUAGCUUGGAUGGUUCAGAAGGAGAAAAGUACACAUUGUACAGGUGGAAUUCUUGCAGAUGAUCAGGGCCUUGGUAAGACUAUAUCCAUGAUAGCUCUGAUACAAAAGCAAAUGGCUCAACAGUCAAAAUUUACAUCAGAUGUUUCAGAUUGUGUAAAACCAGAAGCCUUAAAUCUAGAUGAGGAUGAUGAUGGGGUUACUGAAGCGGAUAAGACAAAAUUACAAUCCAGAGAAAGUGAUCUUAAAUGUGAGAAAGUGACUUCUUCAAUGAUCAACACAUCAAGCAACACCAGGCCAGCUGGAGGUACAUUGAUUGUGUGCCCUGCUAGUGUUCUUCGGCAAUGGGGUAGAGAGUUGGAUGAAAGAGUUCCAGAAAGUGCAAAGUUAUCUGUUCUCCUAUAUCAUGGAGGUACACGGACAAAGCAUCCCAAUGAACUAACAAGAUACCAUGUUGUUCUGACCACCUAUUCAAUUGUGACUAAUGAAGUUCCAAAACAGCCUAUAGCUGAUGAUGAUGAAGGAGAGCAAAAGAACCAUGAUAAGUAUGGGCUAUGUCCAGACUUUUCAUCCAACAAAAAGAGGAGGCAGUCCUCCAAUGAACAGAAUAAUAAGAAGAAAGGGAAAAAAUCAAAAGAGUCUCUUCUUGACUUUGGCAGUGGUCCUCUUGCUAGAGUUCGGUGGUUUAGGAUUAUCUUAGAUGAAGCUCAAACUAUAAAAAAUCAUAGAACUCAGGUUGCUAGAGCCUGUUGUGGUCUUCGGGCCAAAAGAAGAUGGUGCUUAUCAGGGACACCGAUGCAGAAUACAAUUGAUGAUCUCUACAGCUACUUCCGUUUUCUGAAGUAUGAUCCUUAUUCUGUAUAUAGCUCCUUCUGCGCUUCUAUAAAACAUCCAAUAUCUAGAAAUGCGAGUAGUGGAUACAAAAAACUUCAGGCUGUCUUAAAAACAGUCCUGCUUCGACGCACCAAAGGUACAAUUAUUGAUGGGGAGCCAAUUCUUAAACUACCGCCGAAGUCAAUUUGCUUGAAAAAAGUAGAAUUUUCUCAUGAAGAACGAGAGUUCUAUUUAAAGUUGGAGGCUGAUUCACGGCAACAAUUCAAGGAAUUUGCUGCCAUGGGGACGUUGAAACAAAAUUAUGCAAGUAUAUUGAUGCUUCUGCUGCGACUUCGGCAAGCCUGUGAUCAUCCCCUCCUAGUUAAAGGAUUUCACACAGAUACUAUUGGAAAAGAUUCACUUGAUAUGGCAAGACAACUUCCCAGGGAAAUGCUUAUUAAUUUACGUAACCAGUUGGAAGGUUUGGCGAUUUGUACCAUCUGCAGUGAUCCACCAGAAGAUGGUGUUGUAUCAAUGUGUGGGCAUGUCUUCUGCUACCAGUGUGUAUCCGAACGUUUAAUUGGUGACACGUGUCCUGCACCUGGUUGUAAAGAUAUACUUGGUACUGAUUGUGUAUUUUCACGUGGUACCCUGAAGAGUUGCAUCUGUGAAAAUUUUGAUGAUGAAACUUCAACCAGUUCUACAUUUGAUGAGCAACAGAUUACCCAUAGUGGCUAUGUAUCAUCUAAAAUUAAAGCAGCACUUGAUAUACUGACGACAAUUGCAAGUCAAAGUUCAAGAUCUGUUCAUGAUCUUAUAGGUGAUUCUGCUUCUGCUCAAUUAAACUUGACUACUGAAGUUCCGGAGAAGGCCAUUGUUUUCUCCCAGUGGACCAGCAUGCUAGACUUGCUCGAGCUUUCAUUGAAUGAAAACCUAAUACAGUACAGGAGGCUUGAUGGAACAAUGACUCUUGUGUCACGAGACAAGGCUGUAAAAGACUUCAACACUGAUCCAGAGGUAACUGUUAUGCUUAUGUCGUUAAAAGCAGGAAGUCUUGGCCUGAAUAUGAUUGCUGCCUGUCACGUAAUUCUUCUUGAUCUUUGGUGGAACCCAUCUACCGAAGACCAAGCAAUUGAUCGAGCACACAGAAUUGGUCAGACUCGUCCUGUGACUGUUUCCCGAAUAACUGUCAAAGAUACAGUUGAAGAUCGGAUAUUGGCUCUUCAGGAGGAGAAGAGAAAGAUGGUUUCUUCUGCAUUUGGCGAAGACCAAACGGGUACUCAUGCGACCCGGCUCACAGUAGAUGAUCUUAGAUAUAUGUUUAACUGUUAUGACUAAGUUUUGGUGUGGAUCAUCCCCAUUGGAUUCCAAUAUUUUUGGACAUGAGAUUGUGAUGCUCAUUGAACUUUUUUGCAGUGUUUGCUCCAUCCGACAAAGUUCCUUCCUUUUUCUUGUUUGUAGUCAUAGGUCGCUAACAUAUGUAACAGUAAUAGCACGAUCCAACGAAGGGAUGGAGCAUAAGUUGUAAAUAUGUAACAGGUAUUUUGCCAAGAUGAAUAUGCUGUGUACUUUUAUGGUU